This is a messenger RNA of Nicotiana attenuata, 2165 nucleotides long. RefSeq names its product cytokinin dehydrogenase 1-like. Gene Ontology annotation, biological process: cytokinin metabolic process. Lineage: Eukaryota; Viridiplantae; Streptophyta; Magnoliopsida; Solanales; Solanaceae. The record is from RefSeq and is a predicted model, not a curated record. The transcript has 5 exons. Gene Ontology annotation, molecular function: cytokinin dehydrogenase activity; FAD binding. The coding region runs from base 344 to 1999 and encodes 551 amino acids.
CAAUCAGACAUGUUAAAUAUGUCAUAUGUGGUAGUUGAAACACUGGUGAAGUACAAAGUGACAGAUGAAAUUUUCCACUUCAAACUCUUAACUGUUGAUACAAAAAAAAUCAAGAUUAUAUUUUCCAUAAAAAUCCACUUUCAAGAUAUAUAGUCCUCACAUGCAGUCCAAUAAACCACUUAGUGUCUAUUGACAGUGACACCUCUAAUCUCCUCCUUAUAUAUUCUUUCUUGACCAACCUUAAUUUUCUUGAGGCCAUUCUACACCCCCUAUUUUCACUCAAACAAAAGGCAAAUAUUCAAGAAAUAACCAACUUUUAAUUUCCUCUACACAUUUAAGAAGGAUGAAAUCACCACCAACUCAUGUCUUCUUUAAACAUAAAAGUAUGUUUCUUAGGUUGCUUAUAUUCAUACUAGGCAUUUGCUCAAUAAACAGAACUAACCUCUGUUGUGACCAACCUUUUGCCACCCCGAUAUCUUCUUCUUCUACCCCUUCAAGUUUUUCAGUGAUUCAAUCAUCAUUGAAACAGUUAACGAUUGAAGGGUAUUUUAGUUUCAAGAAUUUCGAUCACGCGGCCAAGGACUUUGGCAACAGAUAUCACUUCUUACCGUCGGCAGUUCUGUAUCCAAAAUCAGUUUCUGAUAUAUCAUCUACCAUAAAACAUGUUUUUGACAUGGGUAGCGCUACCGACCUUACUGUUGCUGCUAGAGGUCAUGGUCAUUCUCUAGAAGGCCAAGCUCAAGCUUACCAAGGAGUAGUGAUCAAUAUGGAAUCGCUUCGAGCGCCAGCAAUGCGUUUCCACACAGGGAAUCAAGAACUGCCUUUUGUUGAUGUCUCUGCUGGUGAACUUUGGAUAAACAUCCUGCAUGAAAGUCUUAAACUUGGAUUAACACCAAAAUCUUGGACUGAUUAUCUUCACCUGACCGUUGGAGGGACUUUGUCGAAUGCCGGAAUCAGUGGUCAAGCAUUCAAACAUGGACCACAGAUCAAUAAUGUUUACCAACUUGAGGUUGUCACUGGUAAAGGAGAGGUGAUUACUUGUUCAGAGGAGCAGAAUGCUGACCUGUUCUAUGGUGUAUUAGGAGGACUAGGCCAGUUUGGUAUCAUCACACGGGCUAGGAUUGCUCUUGAACCAGCACCUAAAAAGGUAAAGUGGAUCAGAGUGCUGUAUUCAGAUUUCUCCACAUUUUCCUAUGAUCAAGAACACUUGAUAUCAUCGGAGAAUUCUUUCGACUAUAUAGAAGGAUUUGUCAUUAUCAAUAGAACAGGAUUGUUAAACAACUGGAGGUCUACUUUCAAUCCUAAAGAUCCACUUCUAGCCAAAGAGUUCAGUUCUGAGGGAAAAGUUCUCUACUGCCUAGAAGUUGCCAAAUACUUCAAUCCAGAAGAGACAGCCAAAACUGAUCAGAAUGUUGAUGCUCUUUUAUCAAAGUUGAAUUAUAUCCAAUCGACGUUGUUCCAAUCAGAAGUCUCGUACGUUGAUUUUCUCGACAGAGUCCAUGUAUCCGAGAUGAAACUCCAAGAGAAGGGGUUAUGGGAUGUUCCUCAUCCAUGGCUAAACCUUCUAAUUCCAAAGACCAGGAUUCAUGACUUCGCACAAGAAGUUUUUGGGAAGAUACUUACCGACACUAGCCACGGUCCUAUACUCAUCUACCCAGUCAACAAAUCAAAGUGGAGAAAAGGAACAUCACUAGUUACACCUGAAGAAGAUGUUAUGUAUUUAAUAGCAUUCCUAUCUUCUGCCAUGCCAUCUUCAACAGGAAAGGACGGCGUAGAAUAUAUUCUAAAAAAGAAUAAGAAGAUACUGAACUUUUGCAGAAAAGCACAUAUUGGAAUGAAACAGUAUUUGCCACAUUACACAACACAGGAAGACUGGAAAAGUCACUUUGGUCUCCAAUGGGAAACAUUUAAUAGGAGGAAAUCCACAUAUGACCCUUUGGCUAUCCUAGCUCCUGGCCAUAGAAUUUUUAGAAGAGCAUCAGGCGUUCAACAACAAUGACUUCUUCCGAAAAUAUAAAUAGCUAUAUAGAGUUAUUUUACAUAGAUCUAUGGUUAUAAUGCUCCACACAUGUAACAAUGUUGAGGCAUUGUAGCAUUCUUUUCGGAACGAACUAUCUUUGUACAUGAAUGCUUGAAACUAGCAAUGAAUCUAAUGUUUGUGCUUA